Molecule: messenger RNA, 6137 nt
Organism: Carlito syrichta (Philippine tarsier)
Lineage: Eukaryota; Metazoa; Chordata; Mammalia; Primates; Tarsiidae
Gene: AK4
Product: adenylate kinase 4
Exons: 4
Coding region: 8-523 (171 amino acids)
Biological process (GO): nucleobase-containing compound metabolic process
Cellular component (GO): cytoplasm
Molecular function (GO): nucleoside diphosphate kinase activity; ATP binding; AMP kinase activity
Source: RefSeq, a predicted model, not a curated record
UGGCGGCAUGGCAAAGCAGUACAUAGAGAAAGGCCUUUUGGUUCCAGACCAUGUGAUCACGCGCCUGAUGAUGUCGGAGCUGGAGAACAGGCGAGGCCAGCACUGGCUCUUGGACGGUUUUCCUAGGACAUUAGGGCAAGCUGAAGCCCUGGACAAAAUCUGUGAAGUGGAUCUGGUGGUCAGUUUGAACAUUCCAUUUGAAACCCUCAAAGAUCGUCUCAGCCGGCGCUGGAUUCACCCUCCUAGCGGAAGGGUCUACAACCUGGACUUUAAUCCACCUCAUGUACACGGGAUUGAUGACGUCACUGGCGAGCCAUUGGUCCAGCAGGAGGAUGACAAACCUGAAGCUGUGGCUGCCAGGCUGAGACGGUACAAGGACGUGGCAAAGCCGGUCAUCGAAUUAUACAAGAGCCGAGGAGUGCUCCACCAGUUUUCGGGGACAGAGACGAACAAAAUCUGGCCCUAUGUUUACACGCUUUUCUCCAAUAAGAUCACACCUAUUCAGUCCAAAGAAGCAUACUGACCCUGCCUGAUGGAAGAACCAGGAAGAUGUGAUCAUUCAUUCAAUUGUGUGUAUAGUACUGGUGCUGUGUCCAAAUUAGACGCUAGCUGAGAUAGCUUGCAGCACCUUUUCUAGUUUAAAUGGUGAACUGAUAGGAAAACCAAUGGGUAGGAAGAGUUCUUGAAGAGGCCCUCCUGAAGACGGGCCACCCACAUGUGUUUAAGGUGCCUCUGCACACAUCUCAAGCCCUGCCCAAGAAAGCAAGCACAGGCUGGGUUUCAAGCAGCAUAUAACCUAAGCUCUAGCUGAUUUUUGACAGCCAUGUUGUUGCUACUGUAUGCUUAUUACAUGUGAUGGUGGUGGUCUGUGGUUCUGCCCACCUUCUCAAAGGCAGUUGAGUCACAGCACCAGUAAGCCUGAGCGAGCCAAGGGCUCUAGCCCGGGCUCUUUCUCAGGUUCUUUGAUGUGUGCCCUCUGGUGACAAUGAAAUGGAAGCUAAUUGCUCUAAGUGACUGUUCCCCUGGUCUUGAGUGAUUGUGUCCACAAUUCACUUCUUCCGGUAGAAAUGACUCCUUUGCUGCAUCCAUGCUCUGUAGAAUCUCUUCUUUUCAGACAUCCGAGGGUGAAAGGAUUUGGGUUCUAUUUUUAAAAACUUUUUUUGGACAUCUUUUCUCUCCUUAGGCUAUUAAAUAAUAUAGAUAUUUAUUGUUCCUGUCCCUCUCAAAUUCUUUCUGAGAACUGAGAGUGAGGGGACUGUAAUCCUUCUCUUCAUACACCAGGAGUAGAGCUAUGAAGAGGAUCUUACUUAAACUGCUGGUCUGACUCUCAUGGAUUCACACUGCUCCUUUCUUUUAUUGUGAAAAAGUUAACCCCCUUAAGGUCUUUUUGGAAUCUCCUAAAGUCUUUUGGGAACUCUCAAAAAAUAUUCACUGACAUUAUACUGAAAGAUCAGAUCUUAUGUAUAGAAGUAAUAAGAUCGUGUGGAAUUACUGGACUAACAGCAUAGUUAAGCUUUUUGUUCAAGACAACAAACUGUAUUUUUAGAAUGCUGCUGGUUGUUGAUGUUGACAGUAUUUUUCUCCUGUGAGUGAUCUAAACAUAUUAUAAAUAGCUGGUUAAGGGAGUGGAGCCUGUGAGGAGAAGGAGAAUGCUGCACCAGGUGUGCCUGGAUUGAGUAUGACAGCUGUACCAAGAUGGGAAAGCAAAACAUUUUUUUUUCUAUUCCAAAGAUUCAUUCUCUGGGGUGGCCAUGGAGUCUAGAAUUCGAUACGAGUAUCCUGUCCUUCAUUGAAUGUAAUAUGGACAAACCGUUAGUUAAAGUAUUUGCCUGGUUUCCAGACUCGGUGGCCGCCUUGAAUAAUUCUUGCUGUCCUCCGGGCAGGACAAUGACAUUUAUUCCUGCUGCCUUAAAAGUAUGUUUUUCUUCAUGCAUCACUGUCCCCAGUGAGUGUCCUUUACUAUUCCUGGGAGAGACUUCUGUCUAACCCUUCGUACUGGUGAGAAAACAGCAGCCCACUUCAGCACUUCGGGGGUGCUGAAACCCAUUAUUCACCUUCUGAGGAUGCCCUGGCGAGUCCCGGUCAGUUCACUGCCAUCUCUGUCCUGUGCGGUGACACGUGCCUCUUCCUCAUGGAUGCUGCCCCAACGCCGGCCGGUUCCUUUCCCAGCGUCCCUUCGUGUGAACGUUCUUUGGCAACUUUAGUGGAAAUGUAGACCAAUCUCCUUCUCAUCCUCUCAAUCACAGCGAAAUAAGAUUGUUUGCUUUUUAGUUUAUGGGGUGGAAACGCCCAGUGACCUGUGACACGUCAGUGCGUGAUGACGUUGGCUCUAAGCACUUUAGAAUUUUGAGUUGCAGUUGAACACCAGCCGAUGGAGACAGAGAGCAUAUCAGACUUGUAGCUAAGGCUCAGGUGGCCUGGAGAGCCAGGCGUAGGGAAAAACAAGUCUGAUAUGAGGGGCCUUGCACACUUUAGAGUAGUACUGCCAGGGGCAUGAUUUCAGCAAACUGAGAAAAGUAGAGAGUGAACGUUAUUACAUGGAUAAUUCAAAAGGAGAAAGUGUGUGCUUUGCGGGGAGCGGAAACAUCUCCAUGCUUUGUUCUCCACUUCCUUUUGUGUUUAGCAGACCCUCGAAUGUGAUCAUUGCCUUUGGAGUUUGGGGUGAGGUAAGGGAAACGUCCUGAUCCCUGGUUCCACACUACCCCCCAACCCGUCCAUCCCGCUUCCCUUCCAGCUGAAUAGACAAUUGUAGCCAACGCUGAGUCACCCAGUAAGUCUCUCCAGCGUUUGCUUUUGCUGAGAAUGCCCAGCGGUCGAGGGUCCUUGGCUAGGUGAGACCAGUAAGAGACAAACAACCUUCCUGUUGUUUUGAAAGGUGAUGUUUGUUUCAUAGUGAGCAGCCUCAAAAAAAAAACCCAAAAAUCAAUUUCUGGUUUUCUUUAACAGAUCUCAUUUCCCCUUAAAUGAUUUUGUAAGAAUUAAAGUUAUCUUGAAAAUAUUUUGACAAAAGUAAAAAAGAAAGGGACACCUUUUCUUGGUUUUCCUGAUGUUGCCGUACAUGCACUUCUUUCACAUUUAAGCAGAGAGAGUAGUGUGGAGGGUCUCUACGAUUCCAGCCUGACCUCACGUUCUGUGGUCCUGCCCAGCUUAGUUCAGUGUGGUUUCACCAUCCUAACAGGCUUCCCACUUACUGAGAGUGUGGAGAUGCUGCUGUUUAAUCCCCUCCCACACUAGCGUAGGCUUACGAUAGGUACCAUUUAUUGAAGCUCUCCUGUGUGGAAUGUGCACUUUUAGGACCUUUGCACACGUAGCAUCCUAGGAGACAUCUUUUUAGCAUCCCAGGAGAUAGGCAUGAUUCCCCAUCGAAAAACCAAGAAGGCGGGCAUCAGGGAUAGGAAGCGUGUCGCCCAGGCUUCUGCGACCUAGGAACAAGGUUGCUGGGACUCCAGCCUAGGUUUUCUUGGCUCGGAAGACUGGGCUCAUUCCUGGGUGUUGACUACUGACAUCCUGUCCCAGGCAUCCCAGGGCCCUGAGCCUGCUAGCGGACUCACAUCAAGAAUAGCAGAGUUCACUAAAGCAAUGUUUGCCUCUGUAUGAGACUGUUCUUUUUUUUUUUUUUCCUUUGCUUAAGCAAAGAAAGCUGCUAGAGCAGAUUCUGAGCCUCAGUCCUCCUCCCCACGCCCUUGUUUAUAAAUAGAAUAAAAGGCUGUCAAGUAGGUGGGGCUUGGGCCCAGGCACACCUGCCAAAGAGGCAAGCUCAUGUUUCCUCCCUGGUCCUCUCAGGUGUCCAUUGUGUUGUUCCCCUGAAGUGGCCUUGACCCCUGAGCCGUCCCCAGCCAGGGUGCUCACGCACAGGCCUGGGCUCCUGGGAGCUUUCCAGACAGGGCUCAGUUUUCUUCCUCAAGAUCAGAAUAAAUCACUCCCUCACUCCUACCCUGAGCAAGGUCCUGAUGAAUCAACAAAUUCUUUUCAAAGGGCUAGUAGGCGAACACACAGUGAUUGAGCCUGUAAUGCAGGUAACUUUUAACUUACGUGCCAUCGGCCCUGUAUUAGGUUACACGUUUAUAUGGCGGAAGGUCACAUUCCCACCUUUGCCUAGCAUUUGCUGACCAUAAGCCCUUGUGGAGAUUCACUUCCCAUCUUGUCCUCCUUCCCUGGGGCUCUCCCCUACCUUAGCCUUCAACAGCAGGCCCAGCGGGGCUCCGUCCUUACCCAAGGAGUGCCCUCUCUUUGGUAGGGAAGGAAGGGAGGAUUCUUGGACCGCUGCUGUGGCAUUUUCUACUAUUUAAAAUGUUGAAACAGGAUAACUUUAGAGAGAUGCCUGCACAAACCCACAAAGAGAGCUGUUAAAAAGCUUAGUUUACUAGAAUCUAAACCCAACAUUUGGUUUACUAUUUGUCCAAAGAGUUUAUGUCUACUUGAGGUCUUGGCCGAAAUCAAUGAAGACCACAUAUUCUUGAAUGGGUUAAGGUACAGGCGUUCUUAGGAGUUACUGUUUGUUUACUCCGUGUUAGGGAGAUGAGAUGCCUUGUCUGAUUAAAUCUCAACCAUCACCUAAUGUAAUUACGUAUUAUUAUCUCAAUGAACUCGCCUUUUUGUAUUUAAAAAGCAAAUGUAAUCCUGUUUAUUUAAACAUGUGUUUUCCUGUACCUGUAGGGCUUAAUCAGGAAGUUCCAAAGGGCCUUUCUCUGCCUUUCCCUAGUUUGAGCUCCCUGUUCUCGUUAAGAGAUAAAACAGUGCAAUCACUCCAGUCUGGAAUCUUGGCUUUUGCCGCUCUGGUGCUGAGACAGGAAAGGGGCACCCAGUGGGUCUCAGGGUCGUGACACACUGUAUGCCGAGACGCAUCUCAGCUCUACUCUGGUGGGUUGCAGGCUCUCGGGAGGCAUCUGUGUCCACCUGAUGAAUUUCAUUAUCUUUCAUUUCAUGGACAGUUGUCUUUUCUUUUUGUAGUCGGUUUUUGCCAGAGAGGCAGUUUGUAAGGGGAAGGCCUGUUUAGCGCGAAUUGCUUCCUCACUCUUCCCUUACGUCUUAACUUCUCCCUGGUCCAUUUCGUGUCUCAAAAGAAGAACCCAGGAACGGAGAUGUCUUUGAAUAUGGGAAUGAGGUCUGGUCAUGAGUUUUCUUUCCUUUCCAUCCAUAAUCAAUUCAGAUGCUGAGAAGUCUUGAAGCUGUGUUUCAGCCAUGAAAAAAAUCUGCUUUCUGCAUCUGUGGAGACAUAGAAUUAAGUUGUUUAGACAUGCCGUAUCUUAUCUCUCUUGUAACAAUUUGCACAGUUCUUGCCAGAAUAAAUGCCGUUAUUUGUAUGCUUCAGGGAAUUCCCCAGUUUGAUCAUUGUAUGUGUAUGAGAGAGAGAGAGAGAUUUAGUAAAAUGUUUUUCUAAAGGGGGGAGCUUUUGUAUGGCAUAGGUAUGAAUUCCUUCCUCUGGUAAAAAUUAGGUUUUUCCGGGAAGCACAAUGACAUUCUUUAAACAAAAGAUUUCCUGUUUAAGACUUCCCAAAGGAGCAGAUGACCUCAGUGAUUCUCCCUAGGGUUGGUGUGUGCUUCAUUCAUUUUACAAAGCCAUUCUUUUUUUCAUUUUAAAGCUUUCACUAUUCAGUCAGAAGUAUACUAAAAUAAAAACAAACUAUUUUCUAUUUAAUUUAGAGAAAAGGAAGAAAAAUGAAAACUCAGUCUUUAUGUAAGCUCCAAGGAUAUUAGGGCUUAGAGGGCUUUUCUAGUUUUAUGAGAAUUUGUACUACUGAUUUUAUAUAUUCUUGCUUUUGAGAUAAACAGAUCUCUGGGGAAAUUGUUGAGUUACGAUGGCAUUUCACUGUGAUCCCUCUCAAGCUCAGAUCACUUCUCUAACCCAAUGAUGACCCGUCUCUUUGGUUUACUGUCCCGUGAAAUGUCAGCUCAAGUUUCCCAGAAGUUGCGUGCUUACCACGAGUCAGAGUGCUUUCUUCCUCAGUGCAACGGUUGUUGGGCCCUCUUGAUUUUGGCAUAUGUGCUUAAUUCAAAGUACCUAACCUGUAGUCUGAUCUGUACAUGCUAUCCUAACUGUUAAUUGUGUUAUUGGUGAUUUGGAUUAUCUUGCUUGAAGGUUGAUUCCUACUUUUCAAUUUGAUAGAAAUAAAGUUUUUCUGCUUAUAACUAGUGAA